This is a messenger RNA of Capsella rubella, 692 nucleotides long. RefSeq names its product ubiquitin-NEDD8-like protein RUB2. Gene Ontology annotation, biological process: modification-dependent protein catabolic process; protein ubiquitination. The transcript is spliced from 3 exons. The record is from RefSeq and is a predicted model, not a curated record. Gene Ontology annotation, cellular component: cytoplasm; nucleus. The coding region runs from base 92 to 556 and encodes 154 amino acids. NCBI's taxonomy places the organism in Eukaryota, Viridiplantae, Streptophyta, Magnoliopsida, Brassicales, Brassicaceae. Gene Ontology annotation, molecular function: protein tag activity; ubiquitin protein ligase binding.
UACAUAAAAAAAACCAGCAGCAUCGUCCUUCUGAAAUCCGAGAGAGAAGAGCCAAGGAGAAGAUUUUAAUCAGUCGCCAAACAAGAAAAAGAUGCAGAUCUUCGUCAAAACCCUCACCGGAAAAACUAUAACCCUAGAGGUCGAGAGCAGCGAUACCAUCGACAAUGUCAAAGCCAAAAUCCAGGACAAAGAGGGUAUACCACCUGAUCAACAAAGGCUCAUCUUUGCUGGUAAGCAACUCGAAGAUGGCCGAACCUUGGCUGAUUACAACAUCCAGAAAGAGUCUACUCUUCAUCUUGUCUUGAGGCUCAGAGGUGGUACCAUGAUCAAGGUCAAGACUCUCACUGGAAAAGAAAUCGAGAUUGAUAUCGAACCAACCGACACUAUUGAUCGUAUCAAGGAACGUGUUGAAGAGAAAGAAGGCAUCCCUCCUGUUCAACAAAGGCUCAUCUAUGCGGGAAAACAGCUUGCUGAUGACAAAACGGCCAAAGAUUACAACAUAGAGGGUGGCUCCGUUCUUCAUUUGGUUCUUGCUCUUAGGGGUGGUCUUCUCUGAUCUGAAUAAAUAAGAUUCAACCGAACAUCUUCGUUCUCUCUCUAUUUUCCUUCUGAUGUGGAAUUCAUGACAUAAAAAUGGAUAUGGAAAUUGGAAUGUUAUAAUAUGAUAUUUCUCUCUGCUUGUGUUUGGAUCA